Molecule: messenger RNA, 2338 nt
Organism: Hippocampus zosterae (dwarf seahorse)
Lineage: Eukaryota; Metazoa; Chordata; Actinopteri; Syngnathiformes; Syngnathidae
Gene: mapk14b
Product: mitogen-activated protein kinase 14b
Exons: 12
Coding region: 28-1422 (464 amino acids)
Biological process (GO): intracellular signal transduction; protein phosphorylation
Cellular component (GO): cytoplasm; nucleus
Molecular function (GO): MAP kinase activity; ATP binding
Source: RefSeq, a predicted model, not a curated record
AGGACAAAUACGCGCUCAUGUUUCCGCAUGCCGAGCAGAACACGAAAGAGGGCGAAUAAUCGAGCUGAAGCUCGUCCAACCAGAUCCAGCGCCUUUCGAAGAGGAAGUUACCUCCACCGAGGAGGUGCACGGAACGUUGCAGAGCUUUCCUCGGAACCUAUUUUGCACCGCAGGGCGCCCUUAGUUCGCGUCCAUUUGUCUAGAAAUCGCGUUAGUUUUGUCGAAUUAUUACCAAGACUAACCUCGCCUUGUUGUGGGUGCCACACGAGGAGGAGAGGGCACAAGUUUUCCGCUGCCUUGUUUUCCCUCGUCUCCGCGGAGCUCCUUAAAUCCGCAGGAAUGUCGCAGGAGAGACCCACUUUUUACCGGCAGGAGCUCAACAAAACAAUGUGGGAGGUCCCGGAGCGGUACCAGAACCUGUCUCCCGUCGGAUCUGGUGCCUAUGGUUCUGUUUGUUCAUCAUUUGACAUGAAGACGAACCUGAAAGUAGCAGUGAAGAAGUUGUCCAGACCUUUCCAAUCCAUCAUCCACGCAAAGAGAACCUACAGAGAGCUGCGGCUGCUUAAACAUAUGAAGCACGAGAAUGUGAUCGGUCUGUUAGAUGUGUUCACACCCGCAACAAGCUUAGAAGAGUUCACCGAUGUCUACUUGGUGACCCAUUUAAUGGGGGCGGACCUCAACAACAUCGUAAAGUGUCAGAAGCUGACGGAUGACCACGUCCAGUUCCUCAUCUAUCAGAUUCUCCGAGGCCUAAAGUACAUCCAUUCUGCAGACAUCAUCCACAGAGACUUGAAGCCCAGCAAUCUGGCUGUAAAUGAAGAUUGUGAAUUGAAGAUCCUGGAUUUUGGUUUGGCCCGACAUACGGAUGAUGAAAUGACUGGCUAUGUGGCCACUCGGUGGUACCGAGCCCCAGAGAUCAUGCUGAACUGGAUGCACUACAACAUGACAGUGGACAUCUGGUCGGUGGGCUGCAUCAUGGCUGAACUUCUCACCGGACGAACACUAUUCCCCGGCACUGAUCACAUAAACCAACUGCAGCAGAUAAUGCGUCUGACGGGGACCCCCCCAGCCUCCCUCAUAAGCAGGAUGCCAAGCCAUGAGGCAAGGAACUAUAUCAACUCACUUGCCCACAUGCCCAAGAGAAACUUUGCAGAUGUAUUCAUAGGUGCCAAUCCUCUUGCUGUGGACCUGCUGGAGAAAAUGCUGGUGCUGGACACGGACAAACGGAUCACGGCAUCCGAAGCGCUUGCUCACCCUUACUUUGCUCAGUACCACGAUCCAGAUGAUGAGCCAGAGGCAGAGCCUUAUGACCAGAGCUUUGAAAGCCGCGAGCUGGAAAUUGAGGAGUGGAAGAGGUUAACCUAUGAAGAGGUGGUCAGCUUUGAGCCGCCAUCGUUCGACAGGGAUGAGAUGGAAUCAUGAGGAAGAGUAGAGGCAUCCAUCCUUAAAUGGAAAAUCACUUAAAAAAAACAACAACAACAAGGAAAUCUGUGUGUGUGAAACACCCUCAACAUCACCACAAUGUUCAAGUGCCUGCCAUCUUUAAAUCUCUGGGGGGUAAUUUUCAGGGAUUGAACUAGACUGUGUGUUUCUAUGAUCACUCAUGUUGCAAGUUUCUUUUUUUUUUCUAUCCUAACUAAUAAUUUAGUUAGAUUAGCAGCUGGCAUUGUGUUCUUGAUAUUGUGAGCAAAUUGGAGCAACUUUUAUUUAGUUGAUAAUGAAAGUAAUAAUAAACAAGCAAGAUUGAAAUGUUUUAAGGAGAUAUUUAUCAAAUGUAUCCUCUUCCACUUGCAAAUUGCCUAUUUUUGUACAUAGACGUGUUUUAGAUUGACCACAAAAGCAGUGUUUGUAUACAACUGAUUCAGCCAGGCCAGUAAUCAUAUUGGACACGCAGUAUGAAUUAUGUCUUGAGGUAUGAAAGAAGAUUUGUUAUUUAAUAAAUAAAGUGUGUAUGACACAUCUCUUCGGUAUAUGUUACAGUCGAGGCUUUGUUUUUAUAAUUGGAUUCAGUUCCUCAAUGUUUCUUCUCUAUGGCCCUGAGAUGUUUGUUUUCUGUGUGCCUCGAUGAUUCCCACUCUUAUCUCCUGUUAGCACUUUAGUUUCUGUACAUUCUUUCCGCAUCCACUCAUAUCCAGCAGGACCACUAUAGUUUGAUAUUUCUUGAUGUUUUAAAUGUUAUCCAUCACAACAUGAGCUGGCAGUGUACUUUAAUCAUAUUGCGUUUAUAAAUCACAAGUGUUCAAUGAAUGUUUUGUGGAUAUCAGGCUGUCUUAUAUUUAUAUUAUCUGUUUUGUAUAUUGAUGUUGAAGAAUGUUAUUUGUUAAAAAAUAAGACAAAA